Molecule: messenger RNA, 1776 nt
Organism: Saccostrea cuccullata (small rock oyster)
Lineage: Eukaryota; Metazoa; Mollusca; Bivalvia; Ostreida; Ostreidae
Exons: 5
Coding region: 1-1776 (591 amino acids)
Molecular function (GO): zinc ion binding; nucleic acid binding
Source: RefSeq, a predicted model, not a curated record
AUGAAGGUGAUUUUUGAGAUGGAUUUGUUAAAAGAGCUGACUGCAUAUGGUCAAAGUUUGGACUUGACAGUAGCGGAUCUUCAGAGGUUCACCCGAGAACAGCAGGCACAUCUCCGAGAACUCAGAGUUGAGCAAAGAGAGAGACAAAAGGAGGACAGAGACUAUGAAUUGAAGAGAGAAGAGUUGGAAGUAGAGAAGCUCCGACUAGAAGAAAAGAAAUCACUAGAUGCAUUGGAAACAAAGGUUCCUAAAAUGCCAUACUUUGAUGAGAUUAAAUAUGACAUAGACUUUUUUCUUAGACGAUUUGAAAGAUACGCUACAGCACAGAAGUGGAACGAAGGAAUGUGGGCCGUGAACUUAAGUGCAUUACUUAAAGGACGAGCUCUUGAUGUCUAUGCGUUACUUCCACAAGAAAAGGCUCUUGAUUAUGCAGCCCUUAAAACAGCUUUGCUGAGGAGAUUCGAGAAAACAGAGGGCGGUUUUCGAGAAUAUUUCCGUAGGUGUAGACCAGAGGUAGGUGAAACCUUUAUACAAUUCGCAGUUCGUUUAGGAAGUUAUCUAGAUAGAUGGAUUGAGUUUGGAAAAGUUAACAAUACCUACAACGGACUAUAUGACUUAGUGUUGCGAGAUCAGUUCAUAUCAAUUUGUAAUAGAGACUUAGCGUUGUUCCUAAAGGAGCGUAUUCUAAAAAAUAUCGAAGAGAUGUGUAUGUUAGAGGAUCAGAUCAAAGAAGCACGUCAUGUAAACUUAUUAACUUUAGUUUCUUCUAGCAAAAAUGAAACGACAUUUGAAAACAGGAAUCCAGUCGCAGCAAGAGAUCAACGCAGUCAGAAGGAGCAAGUGCCGAAGACUAAUGGUCAGUCCUUUUCACAACAGAACAGGGCAGGGAAGGAUAUUCGAUGCUACAAAUGUUCCAGGCCAGGACAUAUAGCUUUGCAGUGUAACCAAUCAACAAACAAGAAUCUUAGCUUUGCGAUAAGAGCUGAUACUUCAAGUGAGUCAGAAAGCAGUUCAAAGGAACAUAAAGAUUCAGGCAAGUGCUCUGCUAUUACGUCUAUAACAUCAGCUUCAACAUUUUCAAUGGCAAAUUCGUCAGACUUAUUAACUACAACAGCUUGCAGUGUGGCUAAUUUCUCAGAUCAGAUUCCUGUUUGUGUUGUGAAUGCGUGGUGCCUAAAAGCUCCAUUAUACCCUUUGAUUAUCGGAAACAUUCCGCAUGCUAGAGAUCCUCACGAUCCGAACAAGGACUGGAAGCCUAGUGUUGUGAAUGCUUUAGUGACUAGACAACAGAAACGCAUGGAAGGUAAGAUGAUAAAACCUCUUUCUGUUCCAGAAAUAAUAGAAUCUGAAGUUUGUCCAGAGGAUAUGUUGAAAGCACAGGAAGAAGACGAGACGCUGAAGAAUCUCAGAGCUUUGGUUGGAAAGGAAACCAACGAUAACAGAAUGAAGUACAUUUUGAAGAAAGGUAUGCUGUUUCGGGUUUUGCAGUCAGAGAAAGUCGAGAAUGGAGUCCAGGGUGACGCAAGACGGUUUUGUCGAUCGUGCGACAUAUGUCAGAGGACUACUCUUAAAGGUAGGACAACUGAAGUUCCGAUUAGUGUUAUGCCGAUCAUAGAAGAGCCAUUCAGACGCGUAGCUGUUGAUCUGGCGGAACAAACAGAGCCAAUGACUGAUAACGUUAAUCGUUAUAUUUUAACUUUAGCUGACUUUUCAACACGCUAUCCAGAAGCAGUUGCACUCAAAGGUAUAGAGACUGCAAGAGUAGCUGAGGGUUAA